This is a messenger RNA of Pocillopora meandrina, 4954 nucleotides long. The record is from the annotation of a GenBank genome assembly. Lineage: Eukaryota; Metazoa; Cnidaria; Anthozoa; Scleractinia; Pocilloporidae.
AUGUCGACAACAAAUUUCAGUAGCGGUAGAAGUCGCACGGAAUCAUUUAAAGAACUGCUAUGCUCUUCCUCUUUGGUGAGUGGGCUUCAACAACAACUAUCAAUUUGCUUCUUAGCGGUUGACAUUCUCCUUCUCAUCACAGCAUUUGCAGGAAAUUCUCUUAUCCUUGUUGCCCUUCACAAGAAAUCUUGCCUGCAUCCGCGUAUCGUUGUCUGGCAACCACUGAUCUGUUGGUUGGUCUUGUUGCUCAGCCUCUCGAUGCUCUAUGUUGGAUGUCCGUGGUUCAGGAACACUGGAGCCUUUGUCGACACGCAAGGGACGCAGGCGGCACCACAGGCCGUGUAUUGAGUUUGAUGUCUUUGAUGACGAUGACGGCCAUAAGCUUGGACAGACUUCUCGCCCUGUUGUUGGGACUGCGAUACAAGCAAAUUGUAACUUUGAAGCGCACGUAUAUUAUUGUAACUACCUUUUGGGUUUUUACCCUUGUCGCUUCUUUAAGUGGAUUAUUUUAUCACCGUAUAAUCUUUAUGUACAGCUCCCUAGUUAUAUCAUUUUGCCUGGUAAUAUCAUUCGCAUCGUACACAAAGAUUUUUUGCACUCUCAGAUAUCAUCAAGCACAAGUAGGAGAUCAACAACAGCCGAGCCAAACAAAUGCACUGAACACGGCGCGAUUCAGAAAGGCAGUAUACAGUGCACUGUGGGUGCAGUUGGCAUUAGUUGUUUGUUAUGCACCACUAUGUACAGUGAAUAUUGUGAUCGCUCAUACCAAAAAAUAUUCAUUUCUCUUAUUCGUCAUAUAUAAAGUAGCAAUUAUUUUACUUUGCUUCAACUCGACGUUAAACCCGUUCCUAUACUGCUGGAAGAUUAGUGAGGUGAGACAAGCAGUGAAGCAGACAAUUAGAGAAGCACUUUGCUGAGUUAGGUCUUCCUCGAGUUCUUCAGACUUUCAAAGCAAACUCAUUAAGUCAUGAUUAUUAUUAGAGAGCAGUCGUUAAAUACGUUUUUGAAUAAAAGUAAAUAAGUGGCUCAAUAGAAUAGUUGCAUAGGCUGUUGUCGAAAGUCUUUAUAUCUCUGAGAAAAAUUUAACGACAGACUAGGUAACCGUAGCUAUGUGUUUUCAAAAAUAUGGUUUCUUGCCGCUAUGCUAAAAUACAAGAUGUCAUAAUCGAAGAAAAGAUAUGCAAACAUUUUACUUUCAUGUUUUCUCCUCUUAGCAGUAUGAAGGUAUCAGAUAAAACUUCGAAGAGUAGUUUAAGAGAUGUGUUUGAGGCCGAUGUUGUGUGUUUCGAGAAAACUAUUUCGACUCAUUUUUCCUGUAAUUAAAAGAAAGCGCUUGACGUUGAUGUUGACGCCAUAUUGCCAAAAGAGACAGUCCAGUUUAAGUCUAGAAUUUGUUUGUUUUGUGAUCAGAAAAUUACCCGUAAAGCCUAUGUGAAGAAGUUUCUGUUACUUGUAUAUUUAACUGAAAGUUACGAAAGUAUUUGAAAUAAAAUUGAUCAUCUCUGUUUGUUAUGGAAUUUUUUUACAGAUCGAUCGAUGUGCUGAAGUUAUAUUGGCAACGGCGAAAAACAAGUUUCGUAUUAUUGUAUAGAGGUCACCAUAAGUUCAGUUUGUCACUGGUGUAUCUUUAGGUUGUCUCUGAGUUUUACGGAUUUUAUUUCCUCCAUUUCCGAGUGAUUAACUGCUGUCCCAAAGUUCCUCAAAUGUUUUUUUAAAUUCGUUUUCAAAGCUUUAUUAUGAGCUCAGAAUUUGCUUCAAUACCAUACCAUCUAAUUAUCGGCCUAAAAACGACAUGUUUAUUUCACCCAUUAAAGAAGUGAUAAAAUAGAUCUUUUAAGACCUAGGAGUCUCAUAUCGCAUUGUAAAAUAAAAAAAUAUAGCCCAUGUCUUUGUGUUUGUCAAGGAAAUUCCCUUUCAAUGCUAAUUUGAAUUAAACUGAAACGUUAUCUAGUAAAAUCAACAGCUGGUUGCGACAAACAUCUUUUUGUUUGAUUAGUUUUAAAGCUACCGUCGCUGUACUGAAAAGAAAAUUCCCUGGGAAAGAACUCUUUCUGAGGAAGGAUUGACGCAUCUCUUAGCAAUUAAUUAAGUCAUUCAUCUAGUUUUUCUUUCAGCUAAUCUUUGCAUCUUUGGCCUUACAUCCUCAAACUUAUUCAAUUCGCAUUGAAGCCAUAAUAUUGAGUGCCUUCUCGCAAGCUAAAUAAAGCGGGGUUGUUUGUUGCAACAUGAAACAAUAAUUUCAAAGAUGUCUUUGAAUAGUUGCCUCUUAUUCCUAUUUCAUACGUGAUGUACAUGACAAGCUAAGCACAAAAAAAGCUUUUUUGACAUAGCGAACAAUUUUCUGACGUAUUUCAAACGUGUAAACAAUAGUGAGAAGGUUUUUAUUUGAAAUGUUACGUAGGAAAAGGGUUUCAGGGAUCGUUCUUGUGCAAUUGGAGUUAACUAAAAUGAAAUAUUUUUCUGGAUGCUAUCACAGAUUAACUCAUGGCAAGAAUAUUGCCAACUUUUGAAAUAUUUGAUAUAUCCAGUUUAAUGCUGGUCUGUGUUUUCUUCAAGUUUUCUCGAUCCUAUGUCUACCGACCCGAGUGAUUAACUGUUCCUAACUUUCGCUUCUUUUUCCUUGAACUCGUUCCAUGACGCUUUUUAGGAAUUCAGAAUUCACCACAAUACAGGGAUAAUCUUUGCACUUAAUUACCGGUCCAAAAGAAUGACAGUAUAUUUAAAUAUACCGUUGAAACCGCUUAUGCUGUCAUUCAAAAACUGACAAAAGAGAAUUUCCUUACCAUAUCGUCAAACAGAAAUAUUACUGACCGAUGUCUGUGUGCUUGCUAAAGGAAUUAACAUUAAAGGAAGAAAAAUUGUAGAUCGAAAAUGACAAAUGUAAAGUUGGAAUAAAAAUUGGCAUCAAAGGAAAAAAAUUUUUUUUUGGUACCCGAUGGAACUCUGGGAUUAAAACGAUAUCGAGGGCGUAGUGCCAUCAUGGCUGGUUUCUCCGCCUCCUUUAUUUUCAGUUAGCGCCCAUUUCUCUUAUCUUGUUGACCAAAGGGAUGAAGAAAGGAAAUAACAUCGUGGGGCGAAAUAGGCAAAAUAGGCAAAACAGUUUUUGUUAAAAAAAUCAUCAUAACUUUCCUGACGAAAGUGAAAAAGCUGGUAGAGAACGAGUUUGAAAAAUCGAUGGCGCGCGGCCUAACAUCGUGUUACGGUUUUGCUUUUAAGAUCAGUCCGGGGACGAAAAGCGGAAAGAAAAAACCUGUCAUUACAAAUUGAUUCAAACAUUUAAAAAUACGUUUACAUCUGUGACCAAAAUUUACAUUUAAAUUGUUUGAUGCAUUCGCAGAUUGUCUCAAAUCGCACUUUUCUAAGACCAAAUAAAAUCGCGCCAGCUUGAAAUUUUAAUUUCCAAUUUUUCAUUGCUACUAAUGACACAAGUCUGAACUUCACACGAAUAAUAUGGACACCAGGUUAGCACCCUAUCAGUGAAAGUUGAUCUAGAUAAAAGGAGAUUGUUCGUCGUUCUUUUAAAAGAAUGAUACCACAGAUGUCUCUCCAUUUUCUACUUAUUUCCAUUUCAUGCCUGAGGCACUUCAAAGGUUCAAUUUUUGAACACAACUGACAAUUUUCUGACGUAUUUUAAAAGAGUAAACACUGAUGAAGAAUUCUCAGUGUGUAUAAAUAUCAUUAUUGAAGUAUGAGGUGUAAUUGAUCGUGGCUGGAUGUGGGCUGUUUAGACGACAUAUUGCUCGUGGCAAUCUUAGAUAACCUUCGACAAAUUUCAGAAGAGUUGGAACACAGACGAAAACAAUUGAAAAACUGCUAUGCUCUCCUCUUUGUUGGUUGGGCUUCAACCAGAAUCAGUUUCAUACCUGAGGCAUCCCACAGCUGCAAAUUUCGGACGCAUUUUAAAUGAUUAAACACGAGGGAGGAAGUCUUUAUGAAAGGUUUCAGUUAUCAUAGUUCGGCGUGUCCUGUUUAGACGAAAUAUUUCUCGUUGCAAAAACAGAGGAAACGAAUGCAGAAUUAUUCGACAACAAAUUUCUUCAGAGGUGGAACAAAGACAAAAACAUUUGAAGAACUAGUAUGCUCCCCCUUUUUGAUCAUGGGUGGGCUUCAAUCAGCAUCAGUUUCUUUCGCAGCAGUCAACAUUUUCCUCGCCGUCACAGCAUUUCUUGGUAAUUCUCUCAUCCUUGUUGCCCUUCACAAAGAAUCUUCCCUUCAUCCGCCGUCCAAACUCUUGUAUCGGUGUCUGGCAACAACUGACCUGUUGGUUGGUCUUGUUGCUCAGCCUCUCAGUGUUACUUAUUGGAUGUCCGCGGUUCACGAACACUGGAGCCUCUGUCAUUACGCAGAAGAAGUAGCUUACAUUACGGGCGUAGCAUUAUGUGGAGUUUCUUUGCUGACGAUGGCGGUAAUAAGCGUGGACAGGCUUCUCGCCCUGUUGUUGGGGCUGAGAUACAAAGAGAUUGUAACUUUGAAGCGUAUUUAUAUCAUUAUAGUUAGCUUUUGGGUUUUAUGUCUUGUCGCCUCUUUAUGCAUCAUUUUCGAUCAGCAUAUAAUCACUUUGUGUGUCUUGAUAUCGAUACCACUUUCGCUGCUUAUUCCACUCGCCUCGUACACAAAGAAUUUUCGCACUCUUAGACAUCAUCAGGCACAAGUUCAACAACAGCCGAGCCAACCAAAUGCACUGAACAUGGCGCGAUACAGAAAAGCAGUGCAUAGUUCACUGUGGGUACAGUCAGUAUUAGUUAUUUGUUAUACACCAUACCUUAUUGCGGUAUUUGUAAUCACUUCUAGUACAACAUAUUCAUCAACCUCAGUCGUCGCAAGGGAAAUAGCAGCUAUCCUUAUUUACUUUAACUCGACGUUAAACCCGUUUCUCUAUUGCUGGAAGAUUAGUGAAGUGAGACGAGCAAUGAAGCAGACAAUCAGACAAGCACUUUGCUGUCCAUGGAGUUAG